AUGUUUUCAGUCCAUCACAAGAAGAAGUCUUUGAAGCAUACGCAUAAAAACAAGCUUAAGAAUAUUCCUGUUGAAACGGUUGAGACUUUUGUUAAAAAUACAGUUAAAAACUCUAAAUCAAAGAAAAAUGCGAGGAGUGAAGACUUUAUUCCAAAAUCUAACGACCAUUUAAGGGGGUCCACUGUGUGUAUUCUUAUUAAGGGUCUUCCACUAAACGUUAAAAUUCAAAAACUAAAGAAGGAUCUCUGUGUUUCUCCGAAAUCUAUUAAUCUAUCAAAGAAGGAUGGACAAAGAAGUGCUCUUGUUAUGUUCAAAUCUGUCGGGGAUUGCUGUGAAGCCUUUGAUGCCCUUAAGGGUUAUUCCUAUGAAUCUCAUUCGACUACAGUGACUUUUGUGAGACCUCGAUCAGUGGUUGAUAAGGAAAAUACUCUCACUCCAACUUGUUUUGAUUAUCUUUUGGAUGUUACAAAUGUCCCUUUCUACUUGACAUCAGAGGACCUAAAAAACAUAUUUCCCAAGGCUGAAGCCAUUAUCCAGCGCUGCCGGCAUGAUAGGUCAUUUAAAGGGUCAUGCAUUUUGUCCUUUACAUCAAAAGGAGAUUAUGAUGAAGCUGUUAACAUCUGCAAGGAGAACCCCGUAGAAGGCAGAGAAAUGACCUGUGCUCCAACAACUUCGGAGGUUUGUAAAGCUCUGUUGGAAGAACUUGCAUCACAGUCCAAUAAACACAAUGGUAACAAAGAGGGCACACAGCUGAAAUUAUUCAAUUUACCUUACGCUAUCACCAAGGAGGAACUGAAGAAGUCCUUCCCUCAAGCCCGUCAUAUUUUCUUACCAACCUCUAAAGGUAGAGAGCCAACUGGUAUCGCUAUACUGACGUUUAAAACGGCAUUGAUUUGUAAAUCAGCGCUCGAAAAGGCAAAGAAGACCGAAAUUCAAGGUCGUAAACUGCGAGCAGAAAUCAAUUCUCUGAAGCCAAAUGACAAGAAGAACAGGAAGGGGAUAUCUUCUCAAGGCAAGGGCAAUAAAAGCAAAUUCAGCAAAGACAAGACUGGUAAAAACCGUCGUAUGAAGCCCAAGAUCGGGAAGUUGAAUGAAGGAGAGUUGAAACUGAAUUUGGACUAA
Messenger RNA from Rodentolepis nana, 1122 nucleotides. The record is from the annotation of a GenBank genome assembly. Lineage: Eukaryota; Metazoa; Platyhelminthes; Cestoda; Cyclophyllidea; Hymenolepididae.